Molecule: messenger RNA, 2863 nt
Organism: Orussus abietinus
Lineage: Eukaryota; Metazoa; Arthropoda; Insecta; Hymenoptera; Orussidae
Gene: HDAC1
Product: histone deacetylase Rpd3
Exons: 9
Coding region: 89-1564 (491 amino acids)
Molecular function (GO): histone deacetylase activity
Source: RefSeq, a predicted model, not a curated record
GCUGUGUCCUGUUGGGUACCGCGACACUCCGCGGUCCUCGUUGAAUUAAUUUCAAGUAUAUUUAGUGAAUCAAAGGGAAUCCACCGGAAUGUCCUCCGCCCCGCACGGAAAGAAGCGCGUCUGUUACUACUACGACAGUGACAUUGGGAAUUAUUAUUAUGGGCAAGGACAUCCCAUGAAACCGCAUCGCAUAAGGAUGACUCAUAAUCUACUUCUUAAUUAUGGACUUUAUAGAAAGAUGGAAAUUUACCGUCCACACAAAGCCACUGCCGACGAGAUGACUAAGUUUCACAGUGAUGAAUAUAUUAGAUUCUUAAGAUCCAUUAGGCCAGAUAAUAUGUCGGAGUACAACAAACAAAUGCAAAGAUUUAACGUGGGUGAAGACUGCCCUGUCUUUGAUGGCCUGUACGAAUUUUGCCAGUUGUCAGCUGGUGGCUCCGUAGCAGCAGCUGUUAAAUUAAACAAGCAGGCAUCCGAAAUUUGUAUAAAUUGGGGUGGCGGUCUGCAUCAUGCAAAAAAGAGCGAAGCAUCUGGCUUUUGCUACGUGAAUGACAUUGUAUUGGGAAUUCUUGAGCUGUUAAAGUACCACCAAAGAGUCUUGUACAUUGACAUUGACGUUCAUCAUGGUGAUGGUGUAGAAGAAGCAUUUUAUACAACGGAUAGAGUAAUGACGGUGUCUUUUCAUAAGUAUGGGGAAUAUUUCCCUGGUACUGGUGACUUAAGAGACAUCGGUGCUGGAAAGGGAAAAUACUAUGCUGUCAAUAUACCUCUUCGAGAUGGAAUGGACGAUGAAAGUUACGAGUCAAUUUUUGUUCCAAUCAUUUCAAAAGUAAUGGAAACGUUCCAACCAUCAGCUGUGGUUUUACAGUGUGGGGCGGAUUCAUUAACAGGAGAUCGAUUAGGCUGCUUCAACCUUACAGUAAGAGGUCAUGGAAAGUGCGUGGAAUUUGUGAAAAAGUACAAUCUACCGUUUCUAAUGGUUGGCGGAGGGGGCUACACAAUCAGAAAUGUGUCGAGAUGUUGGACGUAUGAAACAUCGGUAGCACUGGGCUCCGAAAUUGCUAACGAACUCCCCUACAACGAUUACUUUGAAUACUUUGGACCAGACUUCAAGCUCCAUAUCAGUCCAUCGAACAUGGCUAAUCAGAACACCCCUGAAUACCUCGAAAAAAUUAAGACAAGACUCUUUGAGAAUCUGAGGAUGCUACCGCAUGCCCCCGGAGUCCAAGUCCAGGCUAUCCCUGAGGAUGGUGCGAUAAUAGAAGACUCGGAGGCUGAAGAAAAGGUUAACCCCGAUGAGAGACUGCCGCAGAGAGAUUUAGACAAGAGAAUACAGCACGAGAACGAGUACAGCGACAGCGAAGACGAAGGAGACGGUGGUCGACGCGACAACAGGUCCUUCAAGGGGUCCAGAAAGAGGCCUAGGUUAGAAAAGGGCCAAGAAGGAGUCGAGAGCGACAUAAAGGAGGACGAUAUCAAGUCCGAAGUAAAAGACAAUGAGAAAGAUGAUAAGACCAACGCGUCGAGCGACGAGGCGAAGAAAGACGGGGGCGCGAAUCCUUGAUAAAUGGCGCUCUCGCGACUCUUAUGCAAUUAAGAGAUCCCUUUAUUUAAUUGAAAUCUAGAUAAGCAUCGGUAAAUUAAGCGAGGAGGGAGAUCCCUGGCCGGCGGAAUCGGCCGCGGCGCUUCGACGAGGCCAGGCUCUUCUGCACUUCUGGACUCGCCUCGAAUCGCGUUUUUCUCUUGGCUGUCAUGCGAGACACCGCCGGGUGUCCCGUGAAAAGUCCACUAUAAAGUUCAUCCCGAAGCUCCCCCCUGGGAGGUCAGCUUUUUUCUUCUUCGAACGUCGAAGCGCAGGAUCCGCCUAUCGAGGAGGUUUAGCUUAAGGUCGAUCAACCUUGGUCCGUAGCUCUCGCGAGAGACAUCCAAGCAUCCACCGAUUGAUUCCGAAUAUACCCUAUACAUAAUUCAUUAUUGACUCGCUCCUUGGAUCUUCGACUCGACAGUUGUUGGCGGCUCCAGCUGGUCCUCGGCUCGAGAGGACGUUGACUAUUCGCGAGUGGACCAGGCCGAAUGCGCGACUUCCAUCCUCGCGAGGACUCGUUUCGCCGCGAUAGGUCUUCUUUUGCUUCCUACGUCUGUACAUAAUAAUCACGAAUGCCAAUCUCGAGUGAACUCCCGUGCGCAAUAACGUAUAUGUUCGUUCUGACGUGUAAAGUAUUUUAUUUUUUAUGAAAUAACUGGAGAGAGAAAAAUAUUGAAAAUCACCGAGGAGAAAAGUGCGAAUGACGUGGAAUAUCGAGGAAUAUAUAUAUAUUCGUUUACGAGUACUAGGUAUAGACUAUCUCGAGUAAUAAGUUGAGCGGUUAAUAAUUGUAAAGUGGAUUAGGAGAGAGGGAAUUAAGUUCUCUCCGCGAAUUCUUCGUUCGUCUCGUAUUUGUGUAUGUUCGAAGUCUCGAGAUUAGGGGCAAGCUCUGGUUUCCCGGAGGGAAAUUAUUCGGUUAUCGAUGGAUUGUACGACUUCCGGAAUUAAUCAGAGCGAUUCUUCAAGAUCUUUGCACUCUCGACGACUUGAUCCUCUCACUGGCGAGCGCGUAUAGUAGGAUAUUUUUCUGCAACUACCCUUUACGUUAGUGAAAAAAAUUAUAGUGGUGUCAUUUCGAUGGGGUGACUCUCACUCCCUGCUGAACUAAAUCUUUCGAAGGAAGGUUUCGACUUACUCAGCGUCAUUAAUCGUUCGUCGAUGUCGUCCCGCGUAUACAUGUGUCCGUUUGGAGAUAGAAUCGAGCACAACGUAUUUAUGUCAGAACACGAGAUACACGAAUGUUUUUAAAUAUUUAUAAUAAAAUGAUCCAGAAAUCUA